Messenger RNA from Prosopis cineraria, 1059 nucleotides. Its product is annotated as cyclin-J18-like. Gene Ontology annotation, biological process: regulation of cyclin-dependent protein serine/threonine kinase activity; mitotic cell cycle phase transition. Gene Ontology annotation, cellular component: nucleus; cytoplasm; centrosome. The record is from RefSeq and is a predicted model, not a curated record. NCBI's taxonomy places the organism in Eukaryota, Viridiplantae, Streptophyta, Magnoliopsida, Fabales, Fabaceae. Gene Ontology annotation, molecular function: cyclin-dependent protein serine/threonine kinase regulator activity. The transcript has 10 exons. Bases 55 to 840 code for a protein of 261 amino acids.
GAGAGUGGGUCCGAAAGGAAAAACUUGGUGAUCCAAAGCCUGUGCCUGCUUGCCAUGGCUUCCCUUCCCGCUUCUUCAAGCUUUGCUUCCCCGAACUCAGCUUUGUCUGCACCCUCUGCAGAUGAGCGUCUUCGCUUCGUUGAGUUCCUCAUCCACUCUGCUCAACAACUGGAAGUCGCUCCCAUUGUUAAAUACUCGGCAUUGUCAUUGCUUGUUGAUCGUUUCUUUCUUUCUUUGCCCAGUUUCAUGGAAGCUGGUAGCUCGAGAAGCUGGCUCUUGCAUCCCGUGACAGAGAGCAAUUUGCAGCUAUUUGGGCUGAUUUCUUUAUGGAUUUCAAGCAAAAUACAUGAUUCUUAUCCACUCUCUGUGAGAUGUUUGAAGUGCUUGGCUAACAAUAUCAUCAAGGAUCAACACUUUGCAACUCGAGAUUUCCUCGAAGCAGAGGUUCUCUUCAUGCAGGUGUUGAAUUUUGAGAUUGGCACAACAAAUAUUGCUUUUUUGUUCCUUGAAGAGCUUUGGAUGCAGAUCCAAAGAGUGGCCAAAGUUGGUGAUCUUAUCAACUUUGAAGCAUGCAUAGAAAUUAUGGAUCUUCUCUAUGAAAAGGAGGAGACAUCAUUUCUUUACAAGUCUCCUUGCUCUCUCGCGGCAUCAAUCUUGGUUGCGUCUUAUUUGAUCACUGUUCCAAAACAGAAAUCGGAAUUUCCACUUCUUCCAUGGGUGAAAUUUGUAACUUCAUGUAGAGAAGAGGAGAUCAUAAAAAUUGUGAGGGACAUUCUCAAGCAUGUACUCCAUCCUUCCUCUGAUCUCCAAGCUGUGGCCAAAAUGGUGCCCGGCAAAUAAUUCAACGUACAAAAAAGUGGAGCACGUAAAAAGAUCUUUCUCGUAAGUUUCGGCCUUAAAACUUGCUGCGGCGGAAAAAUUUGAGGAGCUGAUGGUCUGAUCCAAUUCAACUGUGCUGGCCACUCAGACGAGGGGAGAAACUCGCAUGGGAUAGUAAGGAACACAUGCUACUAUACUAAUAAUAGUGAUUUAACUUGAACAUGACUGGCUCCCGUGAAC